Ceratotherium simum simum (southern white rhinoceros) is the source of this 2401-nucleotide messenger RNA. It is a transcript of the gene ZNF596, whose product is annotated as zinc finger protein 596. The record is from RefSeq and is a predicted model, not a curated record. NCBI's taxonomy places the organism in Eukaryota, Metazoa, Chordata, Mammalia, Perissodactyla, Rhinocerotidae. Gene Ontology annotation, biological process: regulation of DNA-templated transcription.
CUUUGCCUCCUGUUGCUUGGACUGUGUGAGUGAAAACCCAGAAGACAGUUGGCAGCCAAGCUAGUGACAAUGGAAUCACAGGAAUCAGUGACCUUCGAGGAUGUAGCUGUAGCCUUCACCCAAGAAGAGUGGGCCCUGCUGGACACGUCCCAGAGGAAACUAUUCAGAGAUGUGAUGCUGGAGAACAUCAGUCAUCUGGUCUCGAUUGGCAAUCAGUUCUACAAAUCAGAUGUGAUUUCCCAUUUGGAGCAAGGAGAGCAACUUUCAAGAGAAGGGAUAUGUUUUCUGCAAGGCUGGAGUCCAGACAUGGAAGAUGAUCUUAAAAAACAAGAAAUGAUAUCCAUGCAACAUAUCUGCAAGAAGGACACAUCCUUAAUUAGUGCGACGAGUUCUCACACUCAAGAGGAUCCCUUUGAAUGUAGUGAUUUGGGAGAAAAUUUUACUGAAAUUUUAACAUUGACUCGAUGUGUGAUACCUCAGAUGGGAAAGAAACACUAUAUCAGCCAAGAAUUUGGAAAAGCCAUCAGUUACUUGUCAUCCCUUAAUCUACAUAAGAAAAUUCACACUAGAAGUAAAUCAUAUGAAUGUCGUCAACGUGGGAAUGCCUUUAUUCAAGGCUCUGCCCUUAGACAUCACAAUAAUACUCAAACUGAAGAGAAAACACUUGAAUGUCACAUAUGUGGGAAAGCCUUCAGUAAAAGUUCUAACCUGAGACGACAUGAGAUGAUUCACACUGGAGUGAAACCACAUGGAUGUCAUCUAUGUGGAAAAGCCUUCACUCAUUGUUCUGACCUUAGAAAACAUGAGAGGAUUCAUACUGGAGAGAAAUCAUAUGGAUGUCAUCUAUGUGGGAAAACCUUCAGUAAAAGUUAUAACCUUAGGAGACAUGAGAUAAUUCACACCAGAGAGAAACCACAUGAAUGUCAUCUCUGUGGGAAGGCCUUCACUCACUGUUCUGACCUUAACAAACAUGAGAGAACUCACUUUGGAGAGAAACCAUAUGGAUGCCAUCUAUGUGGAAAGACAUUCAGUAAAACUUCUUACCUUAGGCAACAUGAGAGAACUCACAAUGGAGAGAAACCAUAUGAAUGUCAUCUAUGUGGGAAGGCCUUCACUCAUUGUUCUCACCUUAAAAAACAUGAGAGAACUCACACUGGAGAGAAACCAUAUGAAUGUCAUCUAUGUGGAAAAGCUUUUACUGAAUCUUCUGUUCUUAGACGACAUGAAAGAACUCACACUGGAGAGAAACCAUAUGAGUGUCAUCUGUGUUGGAAAGCCUUCACUGAUUCUUCUGUCCUUAAACGGCAUAAGAGAACUCACACUGGAGAGAAACCAUAUGAAUGUCACCUGUGUGGGAAAGCCUUCAAUCACUCUUCUGUCCUUAGACGACAUGAGAGAACUCACACUGGUGAAAAACCAUAUGAAUGCAAUAUAUGUGGUAAAGCCUUCAAUAGAAGUUAUAACUUUAGACUGCAUAAGAGAAUUCACACUGGAGAGAAACCAUAUAAAUGUUGUCUAUGUGGGAAAGCCUUCAGUAAAUAUUUUAACCUUCGACAACAUGAGAGGACACACACUGUUAAGGUAAUAAAUGUGGAAGAGUCACCACCCAUAGCUUCAAACUAUAAACACUCUUGAGGACUUGCACAUUGAAGAAAUGCUAUGUUUGUAAUCAAUGUAGAAGAUCCUUUAUUAAUCCUUGUUACUUCACUCAAUUGAAGUUAAUUCAAAGUGGAGAGAAUUCAUGUGUAUGUCAUCUAUAUGACAAACCUUUAGACAGUGGACUGACCUGGGAGACAAUUUAUGACCUGGGAAAACUCAAACUGUAAAUGGAAUGAAUGCGGAAGACUCUUCAUCCACAGCUUUGUGAAACAAAAUUGAGAAAUCACGUCAGAGAAAUUCUAUGUACAUAAUCAAUGUAGAAAUACCUUCAUUUAUAAUUUAUCCUCUAAAUAAGUAAACUGCACAGGAAAGAAAAUCUUGAGUUGUAAUCACUGUGCACUCUCUCUCAGCUUAGCACCACUGAUGGCAUACACAAGAAAAUUCAGUGUCAGGUAACUGCUAAAACAAAUACAUCAAAUUCAUUACUAGAAGGAUGAUAGAAUUUUGUUGCCAAAGGGCUUUGUUCAACAAGAACAAAGUAGGACAUGAAGACAUUUAGAGUAUCUCAUUUUCAGGAUGCCUAAUAUAUUUACACUAAUUUAUGAAAUGACAAAUUACUGCCCCUCCUAGUGACAGAUGGAAAAUACUGUUUGGCAAAGCUAGGAGAGCAGAAAGAAGCCAAGAGAAUCUGUGCUUGCUGAUACUCCCCUGUCAUAAUAGCCAUGAAUCCACAAGUCACCAACUGGGAAUGAGAGCCGUGGGUCCCAGCCCCUCCCAUACACAAAUGCAGAAGGCUAGGAGA